Molecule: messenger RNA, 2729 nt
Organism: Vespa mandarinia (Asian giant hornet)
Lineage: Eukaryota; Metazoa; Arthropoda; Insecta; Hymenoptera; Vespidae
Product: angiogenic factor with G patch and FHA domains 1
Molecular function (GO): protein binding; nucleic acid binding
Source: RefSeq, a predicted model, not a curated record
AUGUCACUGCGUAUGUGCCUUUAAGAUUUGUUCAGAUUCGUUAUUAACCAGGUUAAAUAAAUGAUUUAAUUGCGUUUGAUUCUGAAAAAUUUUAUUGUAAUAAUUCUAUUUAAUUUUAUGCGGUGAAUAAAACAAAAAAAUGACAGAGCAUUGUACACAAAGUGAAAGUGACGAAGGAGAAGUUAAAUCAGAUUUUGGAGAAGAUCUAGAUGAAGAAUUGCAAUCUUUACCUCAUGUAUUACAACUGAUACGUAAAAUGCGUGAGCAUAUUAAGUGGCAGAGUAAAAAGAUAAAAAAAUUACGUAAUAAAUUACAAGAACAGAAAAAUCAAAUGAGGAAUAAAAGUUUCGUAGAAUAUGGUACUCAAACAGAUCCUUUAGAAUAUGAAAAUAAAUAUUUAACACAAAAUUGGGAUCUAAGUAACAAUAAAAAAUCAAAUAGUUUAAUCGAACAAGUAAAGCAAGUAUCAGAAUCUGCAUUAUUACAAACUGGUUUCGUAUAUGAGGAAACAUCAGGAUUAUAUUAUGAUUAUAAUACAGGAUAUUAUUAUGACGCUAAACAAGGACUUUAUUAUGAUGGAAACAAUGGAACGUAUUAUUAUUAUGACGAAGGCAGUAAAACAUAUAAGUUCCACAGCCAUGCACACGCAGUUGUCAACAAUAUUGCACAUUCCCAAGAAACCAAAAAGGAAGAAAAAUCAGAUGGCGAAAAGGCAAACAAGGAUACGGUGAAAAAACGCAAACUCGCACAAGAUGGAGAGAGCUUAAAAGAAGAUGAGCCCGAAGAGGGUGAAUGCUCGGACAGUGAUAGCGAACAGAGCUCUUAUAACGUUACACCAGAAUCGUCCAUAAAUAGUGAGACUGAGAAUGAGGAGGAACAAAGUUCAAAGAUUAAUUUUUAUAUAGCAAAAACAUAUCCACCAUGUAUGAGAAUAAUAGUCAAAGAAACAAACCUUCCAAAGUUAAAAGUAGGUUCACUUUUCCUUGUAGCAUACACAGGUGGUUCAAUGGGUAAAGAAGGAGAUCAUUCUGUUAUAAUACCAGAUAUAAAUGUCAGUAAGCAUCACGCACGAUUUCUUUAUAACGAGACAACGAAUUCUUAUUGGAUAGUAGAUUCAGGCUCAAGAAAUGGUACAUAUUUAAAUGGAAAAAGAUUAUCUGUAGCUAAACAAGAGUCCGAAUCGUACGAGAUAAUACAUGGUUCGAUCAUUCAAGUGGGCGGUACAAAAUUGUUAUGUCAUAUACAUAACGGAAAUGAAACUUGCGGUCAUUGUGAACCAGGGUUGGUUCAACACAAUGUAAACACAGAAGAGAAUGUAUUCUCGAAAAGAAAUCUUCAUAAAAAAGAAUUGAGAAGGUUAAAAACAAAAUUUGGUGUAGAAAAAGAUAACGUUGCUUCUGCCAGUCAAUUAGCAAGUGGUUAUCGGGAUAGAGCUCAAGCUCGUAGACAGUGUGUUGGUUCUUCAAAUCAUCAUGCCAAGACAGAACAAAGUUCAAUCGACACAUCGAUAGCGAAAGAUAACCGAGGAUUUAAAUUACUAUCUAAAAUGGGAUGGUGCGAAGGUCGUUCUCUAGGAAAGGAUGGUGAUGGUAGAACCGAACCGGAUGACUACAAUAUCGACGACGACAACGACAAUGAUGACGAAGGCAGCAAAACGAGUUCAGACGGCACGAGCAGAGCAUUCGUAUGAUAACGAGCGUAACUCCUGUGAAAUGUAUAGAAUAGGUGUAGGAAAGAGAGAGUAGAAGAGGGAAGAGAAUUAUCCCACAUACACACCACUCUUUAUAGAGAGUGAGAGAGAGAGAGAGAGAGAGAGAGAGAGAGAGAGAGAGAGAGAGAGAGAGAGAGAGAGAAAGAGAGAGAGAGAGGAAGAGAAAGCGAGUGCCUGAUAUCGAAGGGACGAACGGCAGUGUUGAGAGGGACUCUGUGGAAAUGAAUGCAAAUGUAUUGAAAUCCAAAUCAUUAUUUUGUCUAGACGCAUCGUAUGCUCUAUUGCACCCCGACCAUUUCUCUCUCUCUCUCUCUCUCUCUCUCUCUCUCUCUCCUUCUCUCUCAUUCGCUCGCUUGCUCUUCGUCUCCAGAAUUUAGCUGGCUGCUCGAUGGGACAAACGUGGAUUAAAGGAUUUCUUCUCUCUCUCUCUCCCUCUCCCUCUCUCUCUCUCUCUCUCUCUCUCUCUCACUCUAUCUCUCUCUUCUUUUUUACACUUCGUGAUCGCGAACCUAAUUUUGUUGUUCUUCAUUUCUUUUUUCUUCGUAUCUUGAAGGUUACUCCGAUCCGUUUUUUUUUCUUUUUUCUUUUUUUAACAACGUACCAAAACUUUUACCAUUGCGAGAGACGACUAUUGGAAGUACCGGUCGUCUCUUUCUUUAUAUCUUUAUCUCUCUUUCUCUAUCUCUUUCUCUCUUUCUCUAUCUCUUUCUCUUUUUCUCUACCUCUCUCUCUUUUACUCUUUUCCUCCCCUUUUUUGUCCUCUUAUUUGCUCGUAAAACUUGGCGGGUCCUUAAGACGAUCGAAGAUGUACAACACAGUAGGUCGGGCAUAUAAAUGAGAGAAUGUAUUUUUAGCUUGUCGCCUCGUCGUCGCAUUCUUUUCUUUUUCAUCGUUCACUCGCGAGAUCAUCGAGAAUUUGACGAGGUGUGUUGUACUUUAGAAUGAAUGAAAAAAGAAAAAAAAAAAUAAAUAAGAAUAAAGAAGGAACGACGAAGGAAGGAAUAGAAAUUUAAUCGGU